Ictalurus punctatus (channel catfish) is the source of this 4995-nucleotide messenger RNA. RefSeq names its product sterile alpha motif domain containing 11 (gene samd11). The transcript has 13 exons. Bases 798 to 3383 code for a protein of 861 amino acids. NCBI's taxonomy places the organism in Eukaryota, Metazoa, Chordata, Actinopteri, Siluriformes, Ictaluridae. The record is from RefSeq and is a predicted model, not a curated record. Gene Ontology annotation, biological process: positive regulation of transcription by RNA polymerase II. Gene Ontology annotation, molecular function: RNA polymerase II cis-regulatory region sequence-specific DNA binding; protein binding; DNA-binding transcription activator activity, RNA polymerase II-specific.
GGGUUUAACUAAAGCGUGACUUUAACGCCACAUGGAGAGUUAAAGGCAGAAAAAAAAAACAUGCAGACGUCCCAUUAGUUGUAGACAUUUUACCGCACGCAAAUUAAUAUGAGACCGAAGAAGGAUAAUUAAUCUUCGUCUCUGUCAGAAAUAAGAAGUUUACCUUUGCAGCAUGUUUUUACCCUUGAAUCUAAAAUGGGACAUAAAUAUUAGGCUGGAGAUCAUAAAUAUUAGUUUGUAGACUGAUGAAAACUAGAUAGGGACGAAGUGAAAAGGUUAUGCUUAUAUCAUAUAGGUGUGUGUGUGUGUGUGUGUGUGUGUGUGUGUGAAAGGAUAGUGCAAAUUAAAUUUAGUAUACGGAGGUAGCCUAAUUGGAAGGAAACACCUAAGUGCAGCGCUGAGGCAAUACAGGAUCAGUUCUCGUUAAUUAAGCAUCGGUGACCGUCAGCGUGGCGGCAACAUGGCAGGCGGCCUAUUAGUGGAGCGGCUCCGAUUAGAUGUGGUGGGCAGGAGCGCGCCGGAACCCGUCACGCCAGCAGCGCAGUGAAGAGCGCGCGGAGUGAGCCUGCUGAAAACGCACGCGCUCUGCCGUCGCACAGCACAGCAGCGCGUGGAGUCCCACGGAAAAAAGAAAACAAACCACAGAGCGGAGUCAGGAGCGAGCCGACUGAACUCUAAAAAAAAACAACAACCAAACAAACACACACACACACACGCACGCACGCGCGCGCGCACACACACACUGAGGACACGCAAGUUGGCUCGCGCAAGCCGCCACUCACUCCUCCACCGCUAACAUGCCUGCCGUCAAAAAGGAGAGAUUGGACGGAGACGACAUGGCAUUAGGCGCCUUUGCGCAACCCGAAUACUUGGCCCCUUUAAAUGCCGCCGCGAUCCCCGUAGUGACCCCUCAUCCGCCGCCGUACGACCACCUCUUCGCCCAUCCGCGCGCCUACCUGGGACUGCGCGACACGCCACUGCACCGGCAGCACCUCCAUCACCAGCACGCGGACGACCUGAUGCUCGAGAGGUUCUCCUCCAUCCCCGACUUUCAGCCGUUCUUUGACAACGGCGAGCCGUGCAUCGAGGUGGAGUGCGGCGAGAACAAGGCACUGCUCUACAUCAACAAACUGUGCCAGGGCAGCAAGGGACCCUCCAUCAAGCACAGGGGCGAGUGGCUCACACCGAACGAGUUCCAGUUCGUCAGCGGCAGAGAAACGGCCAAGGACUGGAAGCGGAGUAUUAGGCACAAGGGGAAAAGUCUAAAGACACUUAUGUCCAAAGGAAUCUUACAGGUGCAUCCUCCAAUCUGUGACUGCCCUGGGUGUCGGAUUUCAUCUCCAGUGAACCGUGGGCGUCUGGCUGAGAAGCGCACCAUCCCUCUGCCGCCAAAUCGCGUACCCAAGAAGGAGCUGGCCUCCGUCUUCAGCAGUGACGAGAGCGAGGGUGGCGAGAGAAGCAGCACGGACCAUGCUGACAUCAAGCAAGAAGAAGAGCUCCACUACACUACGAUGAGAAAGAGCAGUCGUGACAGUGACCUCUCAACGAUCAUCUCCAAUCUUCACCACACCCGACAGCACGGCAUGCCUGAGGGCCAGCCCUGCUCUGACAUCAGCCUCACCUCCACACACUCAGAUGACGUUCUAAGCAAGAAGAGAGCCUAUUCCCCGAGCAGCAGCAGCGAGUGCCCGUCUGACAGCAAAAAGUCCCGCAGUGUGUCUCCCAAAGAAAACUCACACACCCCUGCACUGGAGCUGAGCAGUCACAUGACCCCGGAAGAACACUAUAGACGGAUGAUGUCAGCGCUGAACGAGCAUGGCUCUUACGAAGAGCAGCAGCAGCGUCUUUACCAGCUCGCCAGCAGCAUGGGCGUCCCUAGUCACGAGCUGCUGCGUGUGCGUCAGGAGGCUCUGAGUGCUAUCAGGAACCCAGGAGCCAUGGAGGCUCACCUCCCUUCUGCAGGCAGCUCCUCCAGCCAGAGGAGGAAACAAGGCCUGCCCCAACACAGGGAUGCCCACUUCAGUGAGAGAGAGCUAUCCCAUCCUCCUCCACUACUGUCCCCGCAGAACGCACCUCACAUCGCACUGGGCCCUCAUCUGCGGCCACCGUUCCUAGGCAUGCCCUCCGCUCUGUGCCAAGCACCAGCGUAUGGUUUCCUGCAGCCGGCUCAAGCCGAGAUGUUUGCACGUCAACAAGAGAUGCUGCGCAAACAGAACCUCGCUAGAUUGGAGAUGUCUGCCGAGCUGCUGAGACAGAAGGAGCUGGAGAAUGUUCAGCGUCAGCGCCUGUUAGCCGAGCCGCUUGCUCUCCAUCCGGGUCUGCCUGCUGAGCACCCGGCUCUACGUAGCCUUCACGACAUGCCCGACGACGUCAGCCGCCGCAACGCCAUGCUUCUCUUGCGCCACAACAACACACCUCUGCUCUCACUUAGCCACCAGGGGGCGAUGGUGAGCAGUGCCUUCAAAGAGUCUGGUAGCCGUAGAAGCUCAAAGAAAGGUGGUACGCCGCAAGGGAAUGACCCGUCCCAGUCCAAGGGGCCUGGGGGAGACACGGACGGACACGAUGAAGACAUGAAAGACUCAGAAAGCGAUGGCGAAGCGUGUGAGGAGCGGCCGGAGGGACAGGCUAAAGCAGAUGGGCACAGUCUGAACUCUGAGGCUUGCCAAAGCAAGGACAUGGCCAAGCCCAGCGAGGCACUGAAGGAGCUCGGGGAAGGCUCGGGCAGGCUCAGUGUCCCCUGCAGCUCGACAGCGCCAGAAUCACCCAGUCAUCAUCUCUUCACACCAGGACUAAGCAAGAGCGAAGCCAAGUAUCUCCCACCAGGGGCACUGCCCCCUUUUCCCAUACUGCCAGGACAGACACUGCCCUUCGCCUUCCCCUACGCCAGCCCUUAUUUCCACGCUGGCGCCAUGGGAGGUCUGUUUGUGGACGGGGAGGAGGCAGCGGCGGCAGCAGAGGACAUCAGCAAGUGGAGUGUGGAAGAGGUGUGCAGCUUCAUCAGCAGCCUGGCAGGCUGUGGAGAGUACGCCCAGGUGUUUCGGGAGCAGGCUAUUGAUGGAGAGACGCUAGCGCUGCUGACCGAGGAGCACCUGCUCAACCACAUGGGGCUGAAACUUGGGCCGGCUCUCAAGAUCCGCUCUCAGGUGGCCCGACGCACUGGCAGAAUAUUCUACAUGACCAGCUUCCCGCUGGCCCUCCCACUAGCACCAUCUGCUCUGCGCCCGCCGGACCGAGACCCCCUGCCCGCAGAGACCCGGCCACCCUCGGCCCGUAGCACCUCCUCCCCGUUCAGUGCCCCUCUGGCCUGCCGCGCCUCCCCCAAGCAGGAAAACGGAAACCCCCCUACAGGGGCGGCUUACGACUCCGCUAAAGCUCUCUCAUAGAGAAUACCAUUAAAAUGCCAACUGCUUCACCGUACGGCUGGAGCAGCUCUACAGGAAGGAGACGGACAUGGAGAAAGGAAGGGAUGGGAGGAAGCGGAUGUCUUUGAACUAUUCUUUUCUUCCUUUCAACCUGCCCCCACCCCACCUCCAAAAUCGGAAAAACGUGAACUUGAGGACCUUUGCGCUGAGGCACUUAUAACGUGGCAAGAAUUGUACAGAUAUAGAGACUGAAACAAUGCAAGUCUAAACAGCUCCACCCAGUGCAGUGGCUGCGAAUAAACCAAAUCCAAAGAUGAGCAAAUGGGGCCUGGAGACGAGACAGGAAGCAACAGUGUGUGUGUGUGUGUGUGUGUGUGCGUGUGUGCGUGUGUGUGCGCGCGUUGUGUAUGUACAAGAUAAACGUGAGCAGACAUCAGUGCUUCAGCACCAUGCCAGAGAGAGUGAGAGAGCCACAGUGUUUUUUCAUGUCAGGCAGACAGACACUAUCUCUGCUGUGGCGAACUCUUGCAGUACCCUGAGCCUUUCAGAGCAGAAAAAUCCGACAUAAAAGGCCAUUUAUUUUCCUGUUUUUGUCUUUCUUAAUCCAGCUUCCAGCCGUUUCAAAUCCCAGUUCUGAGAAACGGAAUCAUCUUGAAAGGAUUAAAAAAAAAACCCCACACAUACACAAAUGCAGCGAGGAACUCAUUUGCUCUUCAUCAGUGCAACUAUGCAUUCCACAGUCCAAUACCAAAGAUGAAUGGACGUGUGGAAUUUAAGCUGAUAGCUUGUUAUUGUACAGCUUCUUGAAGUUUACCUGUGACAAACAGAAAAAGGUACAUAGCUGCUCCCGGGCUCUGUGCAGAGCGUUGAGAGAAUGCAGAGCACUUAACACUCUCAUGACCAAAAGCCAUCAUCUGAAGAAACGUUCAAGAAAGAAAAAAAAAAAAAAAAGACGACUUUCUGGUUCGUUUGCUCUGUGCUGGUCUGCUGGUUGAGGGUAUCUGAUCUCCAGGUCUGUGGUGUAGACGGUGAAUCAUUCAGAGGUCACAUUUAUUACUGUGGGAGAAUGUUAUGUUGAAUUGUACAAAUGAAAAAAAAAAAACAAAAAAACUUGCUUUAGAGGAGAAUAUAGUGAAGGUAACAUAAGUGGUACUUUUUGUUAAGUAUUGUUGCACGAAUUUUUUUUUAACAUUAUUGAACAAAAUGUGACUGACUUGGUGGCACUUUUGUUCUGUUUUUUUUUUUUUUUUUUUUUUUUUAAAUUUGCUAUGUAUUCUAGCUGAAAUACUGAGUCCCGAUUUCAAAUGCUACUUAAGCAUAUAAAUAAUACAAGGGGAAAAAAAAAUAUUUAUAGGAAUUUUUGUUGUAGGUGGAUUGACAAAAUACAGUGUAUAAAUAAAUCGUCCUCUAAACGGAUCCCAAAGAAGAAUAACUUUUUUCCUUUGUCUUUGUUGCAGGGAAAUGAAAGGCACAAAGCUCUUUAUGCAAAUGUUUGAAAAAUUGUUGUUUUUUUUUCUCCCUUUUUUAAAUGUAAGCAAUGAAUUAAAAUCACGUCUAGAUUUUCCGUCUUUGUUUUGCCUUUAUCCUAUUUUUCUAUUCACCGAUGGGUGGAAUAAAUCCUAUGGAAAACUUC